This is a messenger RNA of Mirounga angustirostris (Northern elephant seal), 3700 nucleotides long. RefSeq names its product SPNS lysolipid transporter 3, sphingosine-1-phosphate (putative) (gene SPNS3). The transcript is spliced from 12 exons. NCBI's taxonomy places the organism in Eukaryota, Metazoa, Chordata, Mammalia, Carnivora, Phocidae. The coding region runs from base 472 to 2037 and encodes 521 amino acids. Gene Ontology annotation, biological process: transmembrane transport. Gene Ontology annotation, cellular component: membrane. Gene Ontology annotation, molecular function: transmembrane transporter activity. The record is from RefSeq and is a predicted model, not a curated record.
AGUCCGUUGUCCUUCCGGGGGCAGCCCCUCCGUCACCUCUGCCUCCCCAGGUGGGGCACCGGAGUGGGAAAGGUGCUGACCUCGCUCACAGUUGGGUGCUGCUCUCCCGGCCAGCACCCAGCCUUCCCCAUCUGGCCCGGCUCACGUCCUGCACUCACAGCCCAUCUCUUGUGCGGGCAGCCAGACCCUCUUUUGCAGAGCAGGGCUCCGGAGACUCAUCUCAUUUCCCGUCGCGUUAAGCUUCUCUUCCUCGUUGCAGCCGCCGAAGCUGCAGGCGAGGUCAAGGGGACCAUCAUGUCCUGUCACCCGGGGGAGGCCCCCAGCGGACUUCAGAGCCUGGGGUGGUGAAACCUUGAGGGCCAGCCUGCGGUGGGCUCAGGAGGAACCUGCGAUAAGAUGUGCAGCAGUUAGGGCAGCUACUUUGAGGUCGGGGGGCCGGGAACCCACAGGAAGUGACUCGGUGCAGAGCUGAUGUGCCUCUGUCCCGGCAGCCAUCCUGGGACAGGAGCUCGGGCUGGUGAGGCUGGGGCCAUGUCGGCGGAGUGCUGGGAGCCCGGGCCGGGGGGGCACCCUUGGGCCUCGGGCGCAGGUUUGUGCCCCCCUGGGACCGCGUCCGCCCCCUGGAACCUGCCCCGCUGGUGGGCUUGGCUGGCCGCCGCGGUGCUCUGCUACAUCAACCUCCUGAACUACAUGAACUGGUUCAUCAUUGCAGGGAUGCUGCUGGACAUACAGAACUUUUUUCAGAUCAGUGAUAGCAGUGCUGGUUUGCUUCAGACAGUCUUCAUCUGCAGCCUGCUGCUGUCUGCACCUGUGUUCGGCUACCUGGGCGACCGGCAUGGCCGCAAAGCCACUCUGAGUGUUGGGAUCCUGCUCUGGUCGGGGGCAGGCCUCUCCAGCUCCUUCAUCUCCCCCCAGCAUUCCUGGCUCUUCUUCCUGUCCCGGGGAGUCGUGGGCAUAGGCUCGGCCAGCUACUCCACCAUCGCGCCCACCGUCCUGGACGACCUCUUUGUGAGGGACCAACGGACCCGAGUGCUGGCCAUCUUCUACAUCUUCAUCCCUAUUGGAAGCGGUCUGGGCUACGUGCUGGGGUCGGCCGUGUUGCAGCUAACUGGGAACUGGCGUUUGGCCUUGCGAGUCAUGCCUUGCCUGGAAGCCGUGGCCUUGAUCCUGCUUAUCGCGCUGGUUCCAGACCCGCCUCGGGGAGCUGCUGAGAAGCAGGAAGAGGUGGCCGUGGGGGACCCGAGGAGCAGCUGGUGUGAGGAUGUCAGGUACCUGGGGAGAAACUGGAGUUUUGUGUGGUCGACCCUUGGGGUGACUGCCAUAGCCUUUGUGACUGGAGCGCUGGGCUUCUGGGCCCCCAGGUUUCUGCUCGAGGCCCAUGUAGUGCAUGGGCUGCAGCUUCCCUGCCUCGAGGAUCUGUGCAACAACCAGGACAGCCUGAUUUUUGGGAUUCUGACUGUGGUGACUGGCAUCAUUGGGGUGGUCCUGGGAGCAGAGGCUUCACGGAGGUACAAGAAGGUCAACCCGCGGGCUGAGCCCCUCAUCUGUGCCUGUAGCCUGCUUAUUGCUGCCCCCUGCCUCUACCUGGCUCUCAUCCUGGCCCCGGUCACUCUCCUGGCCUCCUAUGUGUUCCUGGCCCUCGGGGAGCUGCUUCUGUCCUGCAACUGGGCGGUGGUUGCUGACAUCCUGCUGUCUGUGGUGGUGCCCCGGUGCCGAGGGACAGCAGAGGCGCUUCAGAUCACGGUGGGCCACAUCCUGGGGGACGCCGGCAGCCCUUACCUCACUGGCCUUAUCUCCAGCACCCUGAGGGCCGGGCGCCCCGACUCCUACCUGCAGUCCUUCCUCAGCCUUCAGCAGAGCUUCCUGUGCUGCACCUUCGUCAUCGCCCUGGGCGGCGGUUGCUUCCUGCUAACCGCGCUGCGGCUGGAGAGGGACCAGGCCAGGGCCCGGCAGCCGGGCACAGGGACCCCUGGCAGCGAGGACACGGAGAGCCGAGUCCUGCUUUCCAGCAUGUGUGCUACCGCCGAGGACCCCUGAGGCCCCCGCGCCCCCGCGAGGAGGUCCCACUCGCCUGCCGCACCCCUCCCGCCAGCCCCGGCAGCCUCAGCGCCUCUGUCCCCGUUUGGCCUUGGCUCCGGGACCCGGCACGGCUGCACCUGCCACUGCUUCACUCCCAGCUGGAGGGCUGGGCGUGCCUGAGGCCGGGCUGGGGACUGAGCUGUCCGCACUCUCUGCUGGGAGUGGGGGCCGGAGAGGAAGAGGAGGGCAGCCCGGGCGAGGGCUGCAGGGCCUCUCCCCACCCUGGACCCCUCGCUCUGCAGGGCAGAGGGCACAGGACACCCCUUUGCCAGGGUCACCCUCUGAACAAAAGGGGGGCAUCCGGUAGUCUCGAGGGGGGUUUCACUCUGCUGCCCAUGUGACUUCAAGCUCCUGGAGGAGGAAGGGCGUCGGGUCCCCCACAGACUCAGCUGCCCUGGGGCCACGCGGGGGAGGGGGCUCGCAGCCUGGCCCCUGCCCCCUGCUCAUGCUCCGACCCCGGCACAGCGCCCGGGGCGGGCUGGCUCUGCGGGCCCCGCGCUUGCCACUGGGUUCAGCGCAGCUGGGCGCGGCAGGAGACCGACAGCUUCCAGGCGGGCAGCAAUGGGGAGGCGUGUUCUUUCUGCCCCGUGAGCACCAGCUUCUCUGCCCCUGCCCUGGUGCCUGGCCAGCAGGGGCCUGCCUCCCAGCAGCAGGCUCAUGCUCACCUCCUGACCCUGCCUCCCUGCCCCUACUGCCGGACAGACAAGCUCCGGGAGCUGGGCCCCCCGGCUCAGCUCCCCCAUCCCCAUCCCUUCCCCAGGAGUGGCCACUGCCAAGCUGACCAGCCCCUCCACCCACAAUCUGACCCUUGGAGCGCAUAAAACACGCUGCCCCUGAACUUAUAAGGAAAAACCUGCACCGGUUACGGUGUUUGCAGGGGAUCCCACCUCUCCAAGCAGUUUUCUCCUGGCCUCCACUCAUUUCUGACCCUGUGUACCGGGAGAUAAGGUCAGAGUCCCCGCCCAGGGUAAGGGUUCAGUCCUCCAAGACUGCUCACCCCAGCCCUGCCCAGUGGAUGGGCCAAGCACAGGUCCACAUUGUCAGCUGUGCUUCUAACUGACCAGCUGUGAAUCAGAGGCUCCCGUGCCCCCUCCUCAGGUUCUGUUAAUCUGCUAGAGCGGCUCGCAGAGCUCAGGAAACUCAUUUACUCAUUAGAUCACCGGUUUAUAAUAAAGGGCACAGCUCAGGGACAGCAGGUGGGAGGGAGGCCCAGGGCGAGGUGUGGGGCAGGGGCAGGGCCGCCGUGCCCCCUCCAGGAGCCCCAUCCACCAGCACCCCCGCGCGCUCACCCUAUUCUUUUUGGCUUUCGUGGACGCUUCAUUACUUAGACACCAUCGAUUAAACCACUGGCUUUUGGUGAUCGAUUCGACCUCCAGCCCGUCAGUCAGUCGUCCGUCCGCAUUGGUCAGUGGGGGGACUGGGAGUUCUCCUGGCCUCCAGCCUCCCCUUAGGUGGGGUCCAAAUGCCACCUCAUUAACAGACAAAAGGCACCUUUAGGUCUCUCAGCAUUUAGGAAAUUCCAAAGGUCUUAGGAAUUCUGUGCCGGAAACAGGAUGAAGACCAAACAUAAGUCCCACGAUCACACUUGCUUUCUCCUGAGAAGGAGACACCCAGUCUGGGG